Molecule: messenger RNA, 7133 nt
Organism: Linepithema humile (Argentine ant)
Lineage: Eukaryota; Metazoa; Arthropoda; Insecta; Hymenoptera; Formicidae
Source: RefSeq, a predicted model, not a curated record
GUGCGAGGCGAAACGUGAGGCUUGCUCCGUGUUGUCUCCGCAGAUAUCGAUUGGUCCCCGGCGUGGGCUUCGCGCGCGUCAUGCGGCGAUCAUGAGCGGCGUGCCCCCGCGCCACGGCGACGACGACGACGACGAGGCCCGGAUCGCGAGCGCGCCGCGGCCGAUUUAGCGCGAAGGACUGUCAACUGUGUCACUUUAAAGUAUCAUUACGGUUUCUCGCACAUAAUGGACCAUGCGCCAAGUACAAGUGAACAUAUAAAUAUGGAGAUUGUAAAGCAGUCGUACAUUAUCUGUGGUACUUUUUUUCAGGAGGUGAUGUGGAAAUAUCAAAAGUUCUGGUUACUAUAGACUUUCCAGUACGCAGCUGAGACUAACGAGACUUGAGAUGGACUCUCCGCCGUCAUGUUCGCUAAGCGCUGGGCCUCUUAGUGAUCUUGGUAGCAGCGGCUUGGGGGGUUCAAUUUCCAGUGACUCCGUUCGAGCGCAUCUUGCGAUGGAGAUGCAGGAAAGCGAUAUAGAGAGCAAGUCUCUGUCGCAAGAUUCCUUUGAUUAUUCGGACGGCAUGUGCGGCGAGAACUUCAACACUUUGAAAAAGGGCCCGGGCUGGGGUGACGCGGACGGCAAGCUGGAGGUCGAAGUGGUCGACGUGGCGAUCAAGCCGCCGCCUGAAUUUCAGGACAGUCCGUCGCCGCCGGACUCGGAAUCCUCGUCGGCGCCGAUUCUCAACUACGCGCGGCUAAUGAGACGAAGAAUGCCGCGCUGGGUAGACGACUACGCCGAGAGUCUGGUGCAAUCGGUGGUGGAGGAGGCGCUAGUGAUUUCUUGCCGUAUCUCCUGGCCGGAGGGAAGAAUCGCGCCCGCUGUCAACCCAGUUCCGGUGGUGACGCGGGCUCAGCAGACCAAUCCUAAGCGCAUGUGGGAUCUAAUGACGCCGCCGGUCUGCCAGGGUGCCGCCACCAUCACCAUCACCCCGUAUAAUACACUAAACCGGCCGAAUUCACGCUGCUCGCUGGCAUCCUCGCGGUUGUCCAGCUCGCACAAUUCUAUCAACACCACCGGGCUUGGACACAAGGCCGACGACAGUAGCUUCAUCACGUCGGCGAUGUCGCACGAUGUGCUGACCACCAGCGAGAUCAGCGACAUGUACAACGUGCCGUUUGACUCGGACAUCUACACGGUGCCGAUCGACGUGGUGCGGCCGCUGCACGAUCUGCGAACGCCGCAGCGGCCCAAACGGCACCGGCAUCAUCGCAAGAGACGCCGAAAUGUGUCUGCGAGCUCGCAGAGCGAGCUGGAGGCGCACAUCCAGCAGGCGCGACACUACUGCGGCAAGUCUCGUGCCAUCACGCAUGUCAUUAAGUCGCAGCGUUUGCUGGCCGACGUGUGCUGCAACGACGGCAAUCCUGGCGGCGGCGGCAAACGACACAGCGUGCCAGGUACUUCCGGCCGUCACGGUGUCAGGACGUCAAAUGGACACGCGCACAACAUCGGCGAGCCGAUCCACAUGACGUUGCACGAAGUGCGACAGUACCUGCAGACGCUGUACUCGAGUUCCAGUGACUCCAGCGAGAACAAGAUCAAGCGAGACAAGGCGCCGCUGCUGGUUCACACACCGGUGCACCUUGCCGCGACGCCCAAGCCUCUCAGUGUAAAUAACAAUAAUAGGUAUAACAGUAACGCGCACACGGACUCGUCCACGGACACGCCGGUGUCCAACAAGAGCACCAGUAACGGGCUGAUGAUUCAUCACCACCACCACCAUCAUAACAACAAUAACAACAACAAUAAUCACAACAACAAUAACUCGAACAAUGCGAAGAAGCACAAGAGGAAUGCGUUCGUCGGCAUCAGGCACAAGAAGGCGCGCGACGAAUCGCACAAGGAGAAGAGCGAGUCCGAGCGGGAGAAGAUGAAGAAGAGCCAGCGCAACUUUUCUCUCAAUCUCAAACAGACGCUGUGCAACAUCUUCCGAUUCCGACGGCUGGGCUCGCCGGAUCAUUUCGUGGAGAAGCGGAACAGCAUCGUGCAGGGUGAGAUCGUCGAGGAGGAGGACGGCGUCGAUUCCGAUCAGCACGCGAACAACAACAACACCGCUCCGUCCGAGACGGAGCCGUCCGCGCAAAAGCUGCCGUUCUUCAAGCGCGCUCUGCCGCCUCUGCCGAAGAGCAACGGCCAGGUGGGCGUGGAACAGGCGGAGGAGGCCCUCACCGCGAUGGCGCCCAAGUGCGAGUCCCCGAGCUCGGUGAAGCAGCAAGUCCCGCCGCCUAUCGUGCGGCCCGAGGAGGACGUCGCGGAGGAUACGAGUAUGGACUUUGCCGCCAGCAUCGAGAAAGUGAAGGAUUACGGAUGGUACUGGGGACCUAUAUCCGGCGAGGCAGCCGAGAAGAUACUCUCCAACGAGCCGGACGGCUCGUUCAUCGUGCGGGACAGUAGCGACGAUCACUACAUCUUCUCCCUGUCGUUCAGACUCAACAGUUGCGUGCGACACGUAAGGAUAGAACAUGAUCAGGGUAAUUUCAGCUUCGGCAGCUGCACGAAGUUCAAGUCGCACACCAUCGUGGACUUCAUCGAGAACGCGGUCGAGCACUCGCGCAGCGGUCGCUACCUCUUCUUUCUGCACCGGCGACCGGUGCUGGGCCCGAUGCGGGUGCAGCUGCUGCAUCCGGUGUCGCGAUUCAAGCAGGUCCAGAGUCUGCAGCACACCUGCAGAUUCGUCAUUCUGAAGAUGGUGCGCAGGGACCUGAUCCCGACCCUGCCGCUACCCCGCCGGCUCAUCGAUUAUCUCAGCACGCCUCAUUACUACAGCGAGCAGUUGGCGGCCGAGCAGGACGACCGGGCCGAGUCGCCGGUCAGCUCGUCGACCGGCGAGCUGGAGAAGAUCUGCUUCACGCCGCAGGGCCUGUCGUGAGGUACAGCCGUGUGACUUUCCUCUCCCCCGCUCCGCUCUCUGUGCAAAGAGACUCUCGCGCCGAACGUCGUACCGAGCGGCGUUGAUGCAAAUUCAAUUCGCAGCUUAUGUGUAAUUGAAUUUUCACGAACAUGUAGAAAUUUGCAUUGCCGCUUGAUUCAAUUUCUGCCGACGCGCAAAAGUUUCGUAGAUCGUUCGAUUGAGUUUCGGUUGACGUGGAGCACCAUCCGUCGCUACAUUAACACGUUAUUGGCACGCGUUAAUUCACUUCGCGGCUCAAUUAUUUGUUCGCUUACGUGCCAAGGUUUAUCUUCUUACUCGAACGAAUUUGCGCUAACGCGCGAGCAAUUAAUUUUAUUUAUUUUGAUUUAACGUUUAUUGGCGCGCGAGAAUUUAAGAAUUUUUUAAAUUAUAUUUCGAUUAAUGUUUAAUCGAUGAUUUAAUGUUUGCUAACGUGCAGAAAUUUAAUUGGUUGAAUUAAAUUUUCGCUCGUAUGCUAAAAUUUAAUUUGUGGCCCGAAUUAGAAUUUCGUUAUCGUCGACGUGACAAACGUAAAGUUAACGAUUUUGCGCCUGUGAUUUUUUUUUAUUUUGACGAUUUGCGGCGUAUCCAUUCGUAAAGUGAGUAUUGUGAUUAAACUUGAAAGUAGAGGAACGUAGAGAAAUUUCCGUGUGCACACCGUAUAUCUAAAGCUACAAGUUAUGGUCGUCUCAAGUUGUCUGGUUUGAUUAUCGAGGGAAAGGAAUCGAUUUCAUUCCGUUUUCGGACAGGAGCUGCGAUAUCGCGUGUUCGCUCUACGCGUGCUGAGAGACAUUCCGAGAUAACGUCGGUCGUGUUUUCCUUCUUCGAGAGGCGAACGGAUGCGCGAUUCCGCGCACAUUUGCGUCGCGGCUAGAUCGACGGAUCAGCGAUGCUGUGUCGGCAUUAACCAAAGCGGGCAAUCGAGGAGACAUUUCGCGACGAAAUCAUUUCUUCAUCCCUUGUCAAAUGUCGCUUGACGAUCACAUCUCUGUUGCCGUUAAUUUAUACAGUACAAUUUUUAGAGACAAAGAGGAAGAGAGGCGCGCGAUCGAGCUGAGCAAGCAAGUUCUGUAUAGUCCCUUCUAGUUCAGUUCCUUUUCGUCGACUUGUAACAAAUGGCAAGAUUACAUGUGACAUAAACAACGCACAAUAUCCGUUUAUACGUACACACAUAAGUACAUAUAUAAAUACAUAAAUAUAUAAAUAUACAUAUAGAGAGAGACAGCGGUCGGAUGAGAAACUUCUCCUUGCGUGCCAUAUUUGCAUUUUCCGUUGAAGCUUGUGCGCGCGUUAACGUCGGCAUUUCGUUGCAAUGCUCGCAGACUUACAUUGAGCGUCUAUACGUUGCAGCCGAGCUUCCGGUUAAACUCGACGGUGAGAUGAGCUGUAAAUGAUGAUCCCCUGAUCAUUCAGGAUGUAUCCGGAUGUGAUUGCAUUAAAUUCAGAUUAACUAUUAGAAGACGAACUUAACGAACACAGAGAUGAGAGCUGUGGUGCGAAUCGCAUUUUGCAAAGAUCCCUCUGUUCUUUUAACGAAUCGAUCACGCGAAAUCAUCGAAAGUUCUCUCGAUUAUAAACUCUCGCGGACUCUAUGUAACCAAAGGGAAUUCCGGCAAUUUUAGCAUAAAGGAUCGCCGAAGUGUGCGACUCGAGCGUUGCACGGUUGCUCGUUCGUUUAAGUAGCCGCCGAUUUUACGUGCGAUCGACAGUUUAGUUGACGAGAGGUGGCGAAACACAUUAGUGAUCUGGUGCUAUGCGAAAUUGUUCUAGCCUUUAUUUUCGUGUGUUACGCAAUUAGUUGAAGUAAUCGCGCGUUUAUUCUUGUGCUCGAGCGAGCUUGAGGCGCAAUUGUUUGUGCAAUAACACUGGUCGAAACAAAUCGAAUCAAUCGUGGAGAUACCGCGUUCUAUUUACUUGCGUUUCCUUCGUUUCUAAAUAUUAGUUGCGUACGCUAGUUUCAAUUGUACAUACGAACUCGUUUCGAGAGAGUUACAAAGAAAGUGAUGCGAAAUUUCCAAGCUUUUCCGAAAUAGAGACUUAUUCCGACCAAUUUUCAUCUUUCGAUGUUCCCUAGAGCUUAACAAACGUGGCAUUAGUAUUGCAAUAGAUCUUCCAAAGGAAAAAACCUGCGACUUGUAGCCGAAUAUCGUGAGGACGUGUUCAGCGAAUACGUAGACCCACUUUUCUCUCUUUUUUUUUUUCUGUUUCUUUCCACAAACCGACAUCGAGGAGUGGUUUCGUUAACUGAUUUAUUACUUCGCAAGUGCAAGCUGACAUGAUUAGCUUUGUCUAGGAAGUGUGUCGCUUGAAAUUCCAUUUUUGCGUAUUAAUUAACAAACAUACAGACAUACACACAAACACACACACAAACAUACAUACGUACAGACACAUGACAAAUUUUGUAUUCACCAAGUAGAUUUUGCAAUACGAUUACUAUUAAUAUUAACGAGAUCGUCCAAAAGGGACUAGGCGAGUCCCGAGUGGGGUUCAUAAGGCAUGUGCGUAUAGUUAAUAAUGGCACCAUAGUACCUCACAGUCACAGAGGGAGGUAUACGUAUAUAGAGCAGAAUUAGUAAGGUUUUAUAACGAGCGUAUUUAUGUCGGCACAAGUUGUACACAUACACACACACACACACAAUACACACGCGUACAUAUAAACACACAUACACAUACACGGAUGUAUGCCCUCGUCUGCGAGGAAAUUCUAGCUGUUAAGAGAGCGUGAGCGAAUUAUUUGAUAAGAUUGCGUUUGAGGGGUCAGUUGCAUUAACAAGCAUGGUUAACUAAUGCGAUUCUAGUGCUAGUGUUAGAUUAGGGGAGCAAUAUUCGAUUAGCUGCGUUUUAACCCUUAGUUAGUCUUAAUUAAUUUUAGUUCGCAACUGCAACUCGGUCGAUUUAAAUUGAAUUGUCUUGAAUUGAGUUUUUCAAUUCUUAGUUUCAUCCAAGUCGACUUGGUCAAUCGAGGGACGAUUUAAUUUAUAUCGUUACAAUCUCGUUGAAAUUACCGGCGAUCGCGAACGCGGUUAGUGCAAUUGUCCCUGAGGUUUAAUUGUACUUUGGUUAAUUAACUCUCUCCGUAGAUUGUACAAUCCUUCCCCUUCCGCCCCUCCUAGCCGAUAGUGUGUAGAUAAGAAUGAAAGUUUAAUUUAUUCGCAAGGUAGCGUUAAUGAAUUAUUUUCGUUAGCCACAGUUGAUGCAACCGACUCUAAAGAAUUAAUUGUAAGGAAAAACGUAGCGUUCUGCGCCAGGCGGAGGCCUUCCGAGGCUACAGCGUGCCGAAGCUAAAUGUAAUAAUUACUCUCCGAUGGAGAGCGCCCAAGGCGCCUUUCGAAAAUGAACAAUCGAGAUUAGACAGACGACAAAACUCGAGUUUAGCGCUAAAGUGCGGCACGUUCGCGGCCCGAGCGGGGGCCUCAUCCAGGUAGCUCAAGCCCCCGUUUUCGAUCGCGCGAUUAGGCGACGGGAAGUGUACGUGUCAAACGUUUUUGUAUAUUUGUAACACUUUCGACGGGCGCUGCGAGGAGCGAUUGCUUUUGAAUGUACACUUCUUCUAGCGAAAUGUGAUAUUACUGAUAAACGGGCCGCGGGCCGCGAUAUCAGACCCGUCUCGCCGCAAGCGAGCUAGCUGCGAACGUUCAGGCCUAAUCGAUUGUUCAUGCACAGAAUGUCUCGGCACCGUUGCGUAAGUCGGCUUUCCGAUCGAUCGAUGAUGCGAAGCGUGAUAACUCUCUCCUACACCUUGUAAGCCAAACGAAGCUUCCAACUUUCUGGUUGUGAAAAACAUGAAAUAAAUCCUUUCGGAGGCCCGAUCGACGGUACAGUCGCUUGGCGCAGAACGUAAGAUGCAUCCUCUCUCUGAUAUGCCAAAGUAUAUGCAGCUGUGCUCAGAGUACAACAUCUGUGUAUUCUCGUUCGGCGAAUUAGAUACGUAAUUUUGCGUAAGAAGAUUAUUUAUUACGUAUACGUGCUGUGUUUCAAGGCGGAGAAUUUGAGUCUCGGAAAUUGUUCAGAAUAUAGGAAAAGGGAUCAAAAAGUAUUACGAUAAAUAAACCUACAAGAUGUUGUACUUCGGCUGUAUGAAGCAGGUACAUUAAAACCUUAUUAUUUAUGUAUAAUUGCCGAAUGCUAGUCACAAAAUACUGCAUUUCUUCAGUUGGAUUUCAAAUUAUAUUGUUUACUAAUAAAACUCCAAUUCACGUGCGAA